CCAGGGCACAAGUUUGAUGGUUUUUUAAAAGCAGUUUUGUGAUUUUAAUUAGAAUUUUAAGUGAUAUUAACAGGAAGAGCUGUGACUUUGGCCGUUAGAGGAAGGUUUACAUUCUGGCGCUGUUACUUUUUUAGUUGAACAGUUAAGCCAGCUAACCUAGGAGUUUCAGCAUCCUCGUUAUGUUAAGAGAGGCCAAGGAUCCAUGCCCAGCAGGAUUGGUGCGAGAUUGAAAUGAGAUGUACAUGCAAGCACUGCAUAAACUGCAGAACUACUCACAAAGGGGCAACCCUGAGAUCUCAAGGAUGGAGGCGCCGUGAAAUUAGGGUAGCAAUGCAACACUCUGUGUCUGGUAGUAAACAUUAAUAAUGUCUUUCAUCUUUGAGUGGAUCUACAAUGGCUUCAGCAGUGUGCUCCAGUUCCUAGGACUCUACAAGAAGUCUGGGAAACUUGUAUUUUUGGGUUUGGACAAUGCAGGCAAAACUACUCUUCUACACAUGCUCAAAGAUGACAGAUUGGGCCAACAUGUUCCAACAUUACAUCCGACAUCAGAAGAGCUGACGAUUGCCGGAAUGACUUUUACAACUUUUGAUCUUGGUGGGCAUGAGCAAGCACGUCGGGUUUGGAAAAAUUACCUCCCAGCAAUUAAUGGAAUUGUCUUUCUGGUGGAUUGUGCAGAUCAUCCUCGCCUCAUGGAAUCCAAAGUUGAGCUUAAUGCUUUAAUGACUGAUGAAACAAUAUCCAAUGUGCCAAUCCUUAUCUUGGGUAACAAAAUUGACAGAGCAGAUGCAAUCAGUGAAGAAAAACUCCGUGAGAUAUUUGGGCUUUAUGGACAGACCACAGGGAAGGGGAAUGUGACUCUGAAGGAGCUGAACGCCCGCCCCAUGGAAGUGUUCAUGUGCAGCGUGCUCAAGAGGCAAGGCUAUGGCGAGGGCUUCCGCUGGCUCUCCCAGUAUAUUGACUGAUGUUCGGACAGUGAAAAUAAAAGAGUUUUACUUCUCUGGACUGAUCCUAUUCACAGCUUCCUCAUGAACUUUUCUAAUAGAACAAGGAAAGCUCUCCACAACCAUGUCUGGCGUUGAGAAGCCAAGAGUCUCUGUCAGCUCUCCUCGCCCAGUGGUGACAUGUGCUCUUCUCCACACUGUCGGGAGGUAACACUGCCCCAUGUGCUGGUGCAGGUCAGCAUCCCAGGACUUGGAAGCUGGCAGGAUUUGCCGGGUAAAGCUGUGUGCCAUCAUGGGGCACCUGAACAGAAAAACACGUCUCACCACUGUGGUUGAUUUAAAAAAAAAAGUGAUUCUAUUUUUUAAAGAAAGGGUUGUUUAUGUAA
This is a messenger RNA of Molossus molossus (Pallas's mastiff bat), 1327 nucleotides long. RefSeq names its product secretion associated Ras related GTPase 1A (gene SAR1A). Gene Ontology annotation, molecular function: GTPase activity; GTP binding. NCBI's taxonomy places the organism in Eukaryota, Metazoa, Chordata, Mammalia, Chiroptera, Molossidae. Gene Ontology annotation, biological process: membrane organization; endoplasmic reticulum to Golgi vesicle-mediated transport; vesicle organization. Gene Ontology annotation, cellular component: endoplasmic reticulum exit site; COPII vesicle coat. The transcript has 7 exons. The record is from RefSeq and is a predicted model, not a curated record. Bases 366 to 962 code for a protein of 198 amino acids.